AUGCCGUCUCAACUCCCUACCGCUCUUCCUCAGCCGGCGCAUCAGCAGGCACACCCAAUCCACAAGGCGCAUUACCCACAUAUCCUUGGGAGUGUCUGGAUCAGCACCACCAGUUCUUAUACGACGCUGAGCCUCGAAGACGAAGAUCUGCGGAGAUGUAAUGAGGCAAUCAACGCCUCCCGAGACGUCAACGCUGUCGCGGCAGCUCUCGUGAACUACGACGACUACCCGGACAACACCGAUUUCAUCCAGAUCAAAGACGACACGAAGAGGUAUCAGAUCCUGCAAGACGAUCAAGGCUUCCUUCGCCCAGGCUUAGCAACAUCACAGCCAGUACCCGGAUUAGUCUGGGCGGAAGCCAAUGGUCUCAUUCUCGCCGAUUACAAUGAGCGUCAGCUGAACUUUGAUCCCGCCUCAAUGAAGACUUAUGGCUGGAGCCCGCUCCAACUGGGCAAGGCGAAUGUGAUACAGCCUAAGGCGAACAGUAUCGCGCUCAUCCCGGCUCGAACUGGGUCGAAGACUACGCCAUACAUUUAUACCACUGUCGAGUUCAAGGGGCAGACGUAUGCACUCUUGACUUGUGUAUACUCGGACAAGGGCAGUCGGAUAUUUGUCGCGAAGGGUGUGAAGUCCGGGAUCAAUAAGCUCAAGUUGGCUCAGUCGAAGUUGGUCGGCCACAAGAUUAGGGACUGA
Molecule: messenger RNA, 693 nt
Organism: Fulvia fulva
Lineage: Eukaryota; Fungi; Ascomycota; Dothideomycetes; Mycosphaerellales; Mycosphaerellaceae
Exons: 2
Coding region: 1-693 (230 amino acids)
Source: RefSeq, a predicted model, not a curated record